GAUUUCAAUUUUCAAAAAAUUAAUUAUACAAAUUAAUAAGAUAUGGAUAUUCAUGUUCGUAAUAGUUACCAAUUACCAUAAAUUUAUAAGCGUAAAAAUCAGUUAAAUAAUGAAUGUUUUGUUGUUUCUCCAUAAAUGACUGUAGGUUUACUAUUUUAUUGAUUUUAGAAUCUGAGUAAAAAUUUGGAAAAUAUGCUAAACGUUAUACUUAAGAUUCUGACAUAUUUUCACUUAAAAUUCCUACAGAUAAAUAAUAUUCUCAACAUUCAUCUGCAUAUGGUCAGUUUCAUUUUUAGCCUGAUUUUAAAUUAAUUAAAACAAAACCUGUAUUCAAAUAUCAUACAGCCAAAAGUCAAAUUCUUGGCAAUUCUAGGUUAUAAUAGAUUAAAUUAAGAUAAGAAAUUGAUUGA
Molecule: messenger RNA, 410 nt
Organism: Paramecium sonneborni
Lineage: Eukaryota; Ciliophora; Oligohymenophorea; Peniculida; Parameciidae
Source: the annotation of a GenBank genome assembly